Haliaeetus leucocephalus (bald eagle) is the source of this 4099-nucleotide messenger RNA. RefSeq names its product zinc finger and BTB domain containing 43 (gene ZBTB43). The record is from RefSeq and is a predicted model, not a curated record. The transcript has 3 exons. Lineage: Eukaryota; Metazoa; Chordata; Aves; Accipitriformes; Accipitridae. The coding region runs from base 582 to 1976 and encodes 464 amino acids. Gene Ontology annotation, molecular function: protein binding; RNA polymerase II cis-regulatory region sequence-specific DNA binding; DNA-binding transcription factor activity, RNA polymerase II-specific. Gene Ontology annotation, biological process: regulation of transcription by RNA polymerase II.
UCUGUUUCUUAACACUGUUAGUCAAAGCACUUGAAAGUAGUUGUGUGCUAGAUUUGCAAGUUUUAGUCUGUUUCCUCAGUUGAUGCAUCCUGGUUACUGUUUCAGCAGAAUGUAACAGCUCACCCCUGAUUCAUGUGAGGCAGUCUUUGUAGGAAAACUGCCUUGUGCCACCAAGUGUUUUUAAAAAAAAGAUUAAAAUUAUGACUGAUUCUCAUCUUAAAUCUGAGGAUUUCAAGGUGGUUGAUAAACACCUGUUAACCAGUUGUUUCAACCAUUAAAACAGUAACGAUUUAUGAAAACGUAAAAGUGAACGUGACUGUAUACAGCACAGUUAUGGUGCUCAACUACAAAAUUUUUUGUAAUUUGACUGUCCCCCAGUGGGAGCUUUAUCCACUCCUUUCAGUUCCUCCUCCUACCCAGCAUUGGAAAUUAGUGUAAGACUUGAAGAAGGAAGGAAACUGUUCAAAAAAGCUCUGAAACUUUCGAGACGGAACACUGAGGUUUUUGGGGAGUGGGGGAGAGUUGUCAAGAAUAUGAGUUGGAAAACAGAUCAGAAUGCACAACACUAAAUUUGUAAUGAAAUGGAGUCUGGGUCAAGCUCUUUUCGAGUGGAAUUUCCAGAUUUUUCUAGCACCAUUUUGCAGAAGUUAAACCAGCAGCGCCAGCAAGGACAAUUAUGUGAUGUGUCCAUUGUAGUUCAGGGCCACCUCUUCAGAGCCCAUAAAGCUGUUCUUGCAGCUAGUUCACCUUACUUCUGUGAUCAGGUUCUCCUAAAAAACAGCAGGCGUAUAGUCCUGCCUGAUGUGAUGAAUCCAAGAGUAUUUGAAAACAUUCUUCUGUCUACCUAUACAGGUCGGCUGGUAAUGCCUGCUCCAGAAAUUGUUAGUUAUUUGACAGCAGCAAGUUUCCUUCAGAUGUGGCAUGUAGUGGAUAAAUGCACUGAAGUGCUAGAGGGGAACCCAACAGUUCUGUGUCAGAAGAUGAAUCAUGGCAGUGAUCAUCAGUCCCCGAGCAGUAGUAGUUACAAUGGCCUUGUUGAAACCUUUGAACUUGGCUCUGGAGGACAGACGGAAUUCCACAAAGUGCAGGAACUAAGGGAUGGCGAAAAUGAAGAAGAGAGCUCUAAAGAUGAGCUGUCAUGUCAGCUGACUGAACAUGAGUACCUUCCCAGUAAUUCUUCAACAGAACAUGAUAGACUUAGCACUGGAAUGACAAGUCAGGAUGGCGAAGAAGGAACUAGUGAUAGUGCAGAGUAUCAGUAUACCAGACCUAUGUAUAGCAAACCCAGCAUCAUGUCUCACAAGCGGUGGAUCCAUGUGAAACCAGAAAGAUUUGAACAAGACUGUGAAGGUGUGGAUAAUCCUUAUGAUGAGCACCAAGUUUCUGAAUCCAUGAAUGCUAUUCAGGCCGAUCAUUCAAUCCAGUCUUCGGGUGUUGAAGACUUUCAUAUAGGUGACAAAAAGAUGGAAGCAGAAUUUGAUGAACAGGCAGAUGAAAGUAAUUAUGAUGAACAAGUUGACUUCUAUGGCUCUUCUAUGGAAGAAUUUUCUGGUGAAAGGGCAGAUGGAAAUUUAAGUGCCCACAGACAGGAUCUUAUGAUUGCAGCAGGCUAUGGUGAAGGCAUUGAAAUGGCUACAGGAAUUAAAGAAGAAACAUCCCUCACUGGAUUCUCACAUGCUGAUAAGCUGUAUCCUUGUCAGUGUGGAAAAAGCUUUACACACAAAAGUCAGAGAGAUCGGCAUAUGAGUAUGCACCUUGGUCUUCGACCUUAUGGCUGUGGUGUCUGUGGUAAGAAAUUCAAAAUGAAACACCAUCUUGUAGGCCAUAUGAAAAUUCAUACAGGCAUAAAACCAUACGAGUGUAACAUCUGUGGGAAAAGAUUUAUGUGGCGGGACAGUUUUCAUCGGCAUGUGACCUCUUGUACCAAGUCAUAUCAAGCUUCUAAAGCUGAGCAGAGUACUACUGAGAUGAACUAAGACUUUAGUGCUUACAUUUGUUUAGUAGAGUAAGCAAAAUAAACUAAUUAUGCAAAUAAUGUCUGGUACUUGCUAUUGUAAAUUCUCAAAAAAACAAGUUCUAAUGAUUAUGCUGGUAUAAGCAGACCAAACUUUUAUUUUCCACAGUAUUACUCCAGGUGUUCAAUGUGUGAAGUGCAAAUGGUUAAUCUGAAAGGUGCUUGCAAAAUGAGGUCUGUAAGGUCUUUGUGACAUUGAUUGUAAUCACAGCAGUAUUUAGAAGCCCUGUUGUUUUUCUAAGUCUUCUAAACUCACAGUAAAACCCAGUUCUAAAUUGACCCAAAUCCUUCAAAUACAUAGAUGAAGCAGGAAUUCAAGUAGCCCUACUUAGUGGAAAAGAGAACUAGGAUGACUAAACCAGGUUAUAUGAUUCACAUUUUAAUGAAAAAAAAUUAGAAUUCCACCUCAAACUGGAGACGGCCAACAUACUUAACAUGCAUCAUUAGAUAGUGUACAUCAUUAAAUAGCCUUUGCUGUAUUGCUUAAUGAAAGGCUGUGUUAAAGAUGGUUUGGCUUUCCUUUAUCUGUCUUCCAUUUUUUUAUCCAUCUUUACUAAAACAAAUGUCUAAUUUUGUGCUGAUUUCUAUUUAGAAUCUGUAAAGCACUUAAAUAUAGUUGAGCACUAUAUAAACUUCAAUCUGUAUUAAGUAUAAUUUGUCUUUGCUCCUCUAGGGUCUAAUGCUGUAUGAGUCUUGGCUUGACUUGAUUUUGAUUGCUACAUCGUGAGAGCUUCUAGAAGUGUCUGUAAUAAGUAUAGCUUGUCAAAAAAAAAAAAAAGAAAUAAGAUGUAACAUUUGGAACUUACCCAAACCAAUCAAACAUUUAAACUGUAGUUUUCUGUUCAGAUUUUUGUGGCUUACUACAGUAGCAAGUACCAAACUCUGUGGAUUCAUGAAUUGACUUUUUAUUGGUACAAAAACUUCUUUGAGAACUUCUAUAUAGUUUUAGAAACCUGUUUUAGGAAAAUUUAGUCAUUGAUAGGUAUUUAUACUUUUAAUUCUUUACUCUUUGAAUAGUAAGAACUAUAAUACAGAUUCUUGGUACUGAACUACUGUGACUGGUUACAUGUGAUCACAAGCAGCCAGAGUUGUUUACCUCCUCAAACAAAGUUGCUUGUGGAAAAAAAGUAGAAAGUAUGGUAUUUGGAUCUGUUAAUGGUACUGCAGAACAUGGUACCAUGCUCACAUCCGAAGUCUGGAUUUUUACUGGGAAAGUGGCACUUCUGCUUCUUUAGGGUGAGGAUCUAUAUGCUGGGCUCUCAUUCUUAGAGAUAGAUGGAGGAGUGUUUGUAGUUCUGAGAGAUGCUGCCAGCUCUGCAGGUAGAGUGAAUGCAUCAAUUGUAAAGGUGGCAACAGGAUUUUGGGGUUGAAAGCUUAAUGCAGUCUGAUGCAAAAGCAAUUAACCCUUCUUUGUAGUUUACUGAAACAUAUUAUAAAAAAGGAAAGAGCCUUUAGAGCAUACAAAGACUGUAAUAGAAAGGGGUGAUGUCCAAGUACAGUGCUGGUAACAUGGGGGAAAAAGUUAACCAGCAUCGAAGGCCUAAGCCUCUCUGCCCCCAAUUUAUGUUUUAGAUACUGCAAUAUGCAGGAUAAUGUACUUAAACAGAUGACCCUGUAUGGUGACAUUACAAGGAAAAACACACAAAGAUAAUUACUACUAAGAUGCUUUUUUGAACUCCCUGUUACAAAUUGUCUUAAGAUACAGCCGAACUGUAUCCUGAACAUGAAUGUCUGGUACAAGCGGGGGGUUUACUACUCAGUGGGCUGUAAUUACUGUAACUUCUUUUCUGGCAUUCUACUUACAAACUUUAAUUUUUUUAAGAGGCUCUUAAUUCUUAAUCUUCUAAUGCUUCAGAUAUUUUUCAUAUGGAAUUUUGUUAAAACAGAUAUUCCCAAAUAUGAUGAACCCAUUGCUGGCAAUGGGCAUGAAUGGUCAGCACCACAGAGUUCCUAUUCUUAGCACUUAAUUGAACUCUACAAUAUACCAUGGUGGCCAUAUAUAACCCUUGUAAUCAAGGUAACUAAACAGGGAUUUGCUCACUAACACUGUAACCUGCUUAAUGUAUAGAAGCACUUUGUAUUUAA